GCCGCCCCGGGGAGUCACGAUCGCCGCCCUCAAAGGGGACGAGCGGGGCCGGCGCUCGGCCCGCUCGGGGCCGCCCUGGGGGAAUCGCGAUCGCCGCCCUCAAAGGGGACACCCCGGGCCGGCCCGGGGGAGUCGCGAUCGCCGCCCUCCGAGGGGACGAGCGGGGCCGGCGCUUGAUCCGCUCGGAGCCGCGCCGAUCACCGCGGCACCGCCUGGAGUCGGGGGCUCGGGAUGAGAGGACAGCUCGUGGGCUGUAUAAUUUGAGAUUUGGAGCUGAUGUGGAAAACACUCAGAAUGGAAGGGAAACUCCCAUGUCUCCUUCUGCUGGUGGGAGCAAUCAUGACUGCCCAGUGCCAGGGCUUACGCACGCGUUUCAAACGAGGAGCCAGAUCCAGAGCCAUUUGCACAGAUAAUUCAUCUGCAGAAAUUUACCAACACGGGGGGAUCUGGCUGAGGCUUUCAGGGAGCAGAAUAGAAUACUGUAGGUGCGACAGUGGUCGGAGUUGGUGCCACACUGUGCCUGCCACAGUCUGCACUAGAAAUAAAUGCUACAAUGGGGGCCAAUGUUCACAGGCAUAUUAUUCCCCACAGCUCUUCAUCUGCCAGUGCCACCCAGGUUUCUCAGGGAAGCAGUGUGAAAUAGAUACUGAAGUUAAAUGCUACAAAGACACUGGAGUAACAUACAGGGGUACCUGGAGCACAACAGAGAGCGGAGCUGAAUGUUUAAAUUGGAAUAGUGAUGGCCUGGUGAACAGGAGGUACAGUGGCCACAGAGAGGAUGCUGCUGAGCUGGGACUGGGCAAUCACAACUAUUGCAGAAACCCAGAUGAGGAUUCCAGACCUUGGUGCUACAUCUACAAAGGGGGAAGGUACACCUGGGAGCACUGCAGUGUGCCCUCCUGUUCAAAAGUUAGGAACACCAACUGCAGCUCUGGAAGAGGCACAGAUUACCGUGGCAGCCACAGUGUCACCAGCUCUGGAGCCACCUGCUUGAAGUGGAAUUCUCUAAUCCUCAUCAGCAAGGUGUACACUGCUUGGAGAAGAGAUGCUUACCAGCUGGGCCUUGGUAGUCACAAUUUCUGCAGGAAUCCUGAUAAUGACAGCAAGCCCUGGUGCCAUGUCCUGAAAGGGAAUCAGCUCACCUGGGAGUUCUGCAAUGUGCCUAACUGCUCCACCUGCGGCUCGCGGCAGCGCAGGGCGCGGCAGUUCAGGAUCAAAGGAGGUUCCAGCACUGACAUUGCAGCUCACCCAUGGCAAGCUGCCAUCUUCGUGAGGUACCCCCGGGUGGCUGGAGAGCACUUCCUCUGUGGGGGAAUCCUGAUCAGCUCCUGCUGGGUUCUGUCAGCUGCUCACUGUUUUGAGGAAGGUUUUAGAACAAAUCAGCUGAAGAUUGUGCUGGGCAGGACUUCUCGAGCAACUCCUGAGGAAAGUGAACAGAAAUUUCAAGUGAAGAAAUACAUUGUGCAUCAGAGAUUUGACCCAGAAACUUUCAACAAUGACAUUGCUCUGUUGCAGUUGAGCUCAGAUGCAGAAGAGUGUGCUGUGGAAACAGGCACUGUGGGCACAGCCUGCCUGCCCACCCCAGAGCUGCAGCUGCCUGACUGGACUGAGUGUGAGAUCUCUGGUUAUGGCAAAAGUGAAGAAUUUUCUCCAUUCUACUCAGAGCACCUGAAGGAAGGCCAUGUCAGGUUGUUCCCAGCCAGUCGCUGCACAGCACAGCACCUGGACAACAGGACAGUGACAGAGAACAUGAUAUGUGCAGGAGACACCAGGAACCUUGAUGAUGCCUGCAAGGGCGACUCUGGAGGGCCCCUGGUGUGUCUGAAGGAUGAGCGGAUGUACCUGAUUGGAAUCAUCAGCUGGGGAAUCGGCUGUGGCCGCAAGGACAUUCCCGGUGUUUACACAAAAGUGAUUCGUUAUCUUGGCUGGAUUCAGGACACCAUGAAACUCUGAGGAAGGAAAAUGAACCUUUCCAAUCCCGUGGCCGUGCCCUCAAAACUUCCUACUUUAGGUGUGCUAACAGGGCUUCCUGUUUGUCCAAUACUUACAACUGCUAGUACCAUAGGAAGACAAACGGCAGUGUGUAGGAAGGGCAUGUUCUCAUAAUAAUCUCCCUAUUACAGGUUAUUAGAAGCUAAUCAUCUUUUUCCCAUCACCAAACUUUCACCUUGCAUCAAAUCACAGAAGUACAAUAAAAAAUUAAUUCUGGCCCAUGCCCUCAAAACUUCCUUCUGGGUGCUUUAAGUGUGCUGACAGGGCUUCCUGUGUGUCCAGAUAUUUACAACUCCUAGUACAAUAGGAAGACAAACUGCAGUGUGUAAUACUCUCCCCAUUACAGGUUAUUAGAAGCUAAUCAUCCUUUUCCCCAACAUCACCAAACUUUCACCUUGCACCAAAUCACAGAAGUACAAUAAAAAAUUAAUUCUGGCCCUGAGUGAAUAAA
Melospiza georgiana is the source of this 2443-nucleotide messenger RNA. RefSeq names its product plasminogen activator, tissue type (gene PLAT). Gene Ontology annotation, molecular function: serine-type endopeptidase activity. The record is from RefSeq and is a predicted model, not a curated record. The transcript has 14 exons. The coding region runs from base 277 to 1953 and encodes 558 amino acids. Gene Ontology annotation, biological process: smooth muscle cell migration; plasminogen activation. Gene Ontology annotation, cellular component: extracellular region. NCBI's taxonomy places the organism in Eukaryota, Metazoa, Chordata, Aves, Passeriformes, Passerellidae.